Molecule: messenger RNA, 1242 nt
Organism: Manis pentadactyla (Chinese pangolin)
Lineage: Eukaryota; Metazoa; Chordata; Mammalia; Pholidota; Manidae
Gene: STYXL1
Product: serine/threonine/tyrosine interacting like 1
Exons: 9
Coding region: 177-1115 (312 amino acids)
Biological process (GO): negative regulation of cytoplasmic stress granule assembly; positive regulation of intrinsic apoptotic signaling pathway; protein dephosphorylation
Cellular component (GO): mitochondrion
Molecular function (GO): pseudophosphatase activity; protein phosphatase inhibitor activity; protein tyrosine/serine/threonine phosphatase activity
Source: RefSeq, a predicted model, not a curated record
ACGGAGGGGCACGUUCUGCUCCGUGGGAGCGCAGUUCUGGGCUCGGUCGUAACGAGCGUCAAAUUUGUGCGGCUGGUGGGGGAUACGCGGUCGGACUGGGAGGGAGAGUCGGCACCCGAGAGGUGGAAGAGGACAGGCUUUAGGCUGGAAGAGCCUUAGAGGAGCCGUAUUCCAGGAUGACUGGUUUGGUUUUGUGUGAACCAAUAGAGCUGUACAACAUCUUGAAUCAAGUCACAAAACUCUCCAGAUUGACUGAACCCAACUAUCUCUGUUUAUUGGAUGUGCGUUCCAAGCGGGAAUAUGAUGAAAGCCAUGUGAUUACAGCCCGUAGAGUGAAGAAGAAGGCAAAUGAAUACCUUAUCCCGGAGUCUGUGGAUCUGGAGUGUGUGAGAUACUGCGUGGUGUACGAUGACAGCACCAGCAUGCUGGAGAUGGCCCUGAAACACAGUGAUGAUGACAGCUCUGAUGGCAGCACAGACAUAACAGCACUUGGAGCUGCGGUUGAGUGUGGCAGAGCCCUGACCCUCCUCACCCGCCACCCCGUUCGCAUCCUGAAAGGGGGCUACCAGUGCUUCUCGGCCAUGUACCACUUCUUCCGGACACAGAAGAUCAUCUGGAUGCCACAGGAACUGGAUGCAUUUCAGCCAUACCCUGUUGAAAUAAUACCAGGCAAGAUCUACCUAGGCAAUUUCAGGCAAGCCUGUGACCCUCAAAUUCAGAAGGAUUUGAAAAUCAAAGCACAUGUCAACAUCUCCAUGGAGGCAGGACCAUUUUUCAAAGGUGAUGCUGACAAGCUUCUGCACAUCAAGGUAGAAGAUUCUCCAGAAGCCAACAUUUCCCCCUUUUUACGCCUCCUCUGUCACUUCAUUGAAAUUCACCUCGAGCUUGACUCUGUCAUCCUCGUCUUUUCCACCCUGGGCAUCAGUCGCAGCUGUGCGGCCAUCUUGGCUUACCUCGUGCACCAGAAUGAGCAGACCCUGAAGAGGUCCUGGGCCUACCUCAAGAAGUGCAAAAACAACAUGUGUCCAAAUCGGGGCUUGGUGGCCCAGCUGUCACAGUGGGAGAAGAUCGUCCUUGGAGACUGCAUCACGGACGUCAUGGAUCUAGUCUACUGAUCUUCCCUGUGGCCCACCUAUGGGUCCUGAAGAACCUUACUUGGGGGUUUCUUGGGGGUAGUGUGACAGGAUGUGUAACUAGGUUGGUGUGCAAAGAAGAGGCCUUCGCUGCCCCAAUGUCAUGCCA